AUGCACACUGCAGGUGUAGUCACAGCUAGUGAUACUAUAUUCAUGGUGGGACGGCGAGCUCAGAUGUUGGAACAGAAGUGCCAGGCUAGCAGUCAUACUAUGCUCGCCGUUCGAGCUCCUGUGGCCGAUAUCGAGGGCUCCUCCGAGGGCAAGCCGUACACAGUUGCUUGUAUCAACGGCCCUUCAGAUACGGUCCUCAGCGGCACCAAAGCGCAGAUGGACGAUAUCGCAGUCUCCCUUCAAAAGGCGGGCUACCGAUGCAUCAAGUUGGAUGUUGCAUUUGCCUUUCACUCCGAGCAAAUGGACCCCAUUUUGGAUGACUUCGAAGCAAUUGCAGCAACCGGUGUCAUCUUCCAGGAGCCCAAGGUGCCUGUCAUUUCUCCGCUGCUAGGAAAAGUGAUAUUCGAUGGCAAAACGCUGAAUGCAAGCUAUGUCCGCCGGGCCACCAGAGAGACGGUGGACUUUGUCGCGGCUCUUAACAAUGCAGAGAAGAUCCAUACGAUCAGCGAUGCGACUGUCUGGGUCGAAAUCGGGCCGCAUCCCGUAUGCACUAACUUCAUCAAAGCGACUCUACCAUCCACUGAAGUCGCUCUCCCAUCAUUCCGACGUGGCGAGGACAACUGGAAGACCAUGGCUGAGAGUAUGGCCGCCCUGCACCUCGCCGGAGUCGACGUUAGCUGGAAUGAGUUCCAUCGCCCGUUUGAGCGCAGACUCCGACUCCUGAACCUGCCAGCAUAUGCGUGGAGUGAAAAGACCCACUGGCUGCAGUAUACCGGGGACUGGUGCUUGACCAAGGGGAAUACGUUCUACGAGGCGGAAAAGAAGCCUGCACCGAAGGCACUGCCGGCUAGCGAGAUUCAGACGACAACAGUGCAGCAGAUCAUUGAGGAGACAUUUAAUGAGUCUGCUGGUACGGUGGUCAUGCAGUCGGACCUCAUGCAGGCCGACCUCCUGGCCGCCGCUCAUGGACACAGCAUGAAUAACUGUGGUGUUGUUACGUCGUCCAUCCAUGCCGACAUUGCAUACACCCUUGGCGGAUAUCUCUACCGCCGUCUGAACCCACGAGCCAAGGAUGUCAAGGAUGUCAACAUGAAUGUUUCCAACCUAGCUGUUACGAAGGGAUUAGUUGCACACACCAACAAGAAGGUCCCUCAGCUAUUCCGUGUGACUGCUACCACUGCCGAUGUUCACUCGGGCGUGGUCGACUUGACCUGGCAGAACGUGGACAACGACGGCAACGCUGAGGAGCCAUUCGCCACUGCGAAUCUCUAUUACGGAGAUGCGUCCGAGUGGCUGGCAUCUUGGGAGCCCAUUUCACACCUCGUCCAUAGCCGCAUCGGAGAGCUCGAGAAUCUGGCAGCACAGGGCAAGGCCAACCGCCUUUCGCGGAAUAUGGCCUACACCCUCUUUGCCAGUAAUCUGGUGACCUACGCCGACAAGUACCGCGGAAUGCAAUCAGUCGUCAUGCAUGAACUGGAAGGAUUUGCGGAUAUUGAAUUAACCACCAAGGAAAGUGGUACGUGGACAGUCCCGCCAUAUUUUAUCGACAGUGUAGCACACCUGGCCGGCUUCAUCAUGAACUGCUCCGAUAGCAUAGACACGCAAAACAACUAUUGCGUGACUCCUGGCUGGAAGGCAAUGCGAUUCGCAAAGCCUCUUACCCCAGGAGCCAAGUACCGUUCCUAUGUGAAGAUGAUCCCGACGGCCGCAGACCCAACUGUCUAUCUCGGCGACGUGUAUAUCCUGCAGGCCGAUGCCAUCGUUGGUAAGGUGGAUGGCAUCCAGUUCCGUCGCUAUCCUCGCAUUCUCCUUAACCGUUUCUUCUCACCGCCGGAUAAAGUGGCAGCGAGUGAAGGGAAGCCAACAGGUAAACCCACUGCUCAGACACCACCAGCUCCCAAGACGACAACCGCCAUAAAGCCCGAAAAGCCUGAUGAGAGCACGCCAUCUUCAAACGUUACCCCCGCUGCACCUGCUCCCCCCAAGAGCGUUGCAUCUGCAUCCCCUGCUGGGCCUGCUCCGUCUGACAGUGCUGCAUCGAGUGGUAUCUCCGACAAAGCAAUCCUGCUCAUCGCGAACGAAGCCGGCUUGGACCUCGCUGACAUGGAGGAUGGGGCUCGUUUCGCCGACUUGGGUGUUGACAGUCUCAUGUCGCUUGUCAUCUCGGAGAAGUUCAGGGCGGAGCUGGACGUCAAAGUCAACGGAAGUCUGUUCUUGGACUACGAGACGAUUGGAGAUUUGAGGGAGUGGCUGGAUGAGUACUACAGUUAG
Molecule: messenger RNA, 2271 nt
Organism: Aspergillus puulaauensis
Lineage: Eukaryota; Fungi; Ascomycota; Eurotiomycetes; Eurotiales; Aspergillaceae
Product: putative PKS/NRPS-like protein biosynthetic cluster
Exons: 2
Coding region: 1-2271 (756 amino acids)
Biological process (GO): fatty acid biosynthetic process
Molecular function (GO): fatty acid synthase activity; phosphopantetheine binding
Source: RefSeq, a predicted model, not a curated record